This is a messenger RNA of Camelina sativa (false flax), 378 nucleotides long. The record is from RefSeq and is a predicted model, not a curated record. Lineage: Eukaryota; Viridiplantae; Streptophyta; Magnoliopsida; Brassicales; Brassicaceae.
GGAACGGAGGUUGUCACUUCCUUGGCGAUAUGACUGUGAGUAACGGCGGUUUCCCAGGAGAUUACUAUCGUCAUAAUUUUGACUCUCCCGGCGGCGGCUUUGAUGAUGAUAGCCGUCCUAAUGCUUCCGAUUGUUUCAAGAGAAAGUUUGUUGAAGAAGAUGAAACUUUUGGUGUCCCCAGAACGGUUUUACCCUUGUCUGACUUGUCAUCAUCCGAAAGGAAAAAGCUGGUUCAUACGCUUCGACAGGAGCUGCAACAGAUACGCUCCUUUCAGAAGACUGUCAACCUUCCUAAGUCUACGACUCUCACUAGUACACCUGCAUGCAAUUUGCCUCGUCCCACGAAGAGUUUUGGUAUGUCACGUUGCUCUACUACUA